GGAAGUCAAGAGUGUUCUGACUGCACACUAAAAUGGAGAGCAGGUCCUCAGUUGUGAUGUUUCUCCUACUGAUGUGCUCCAUCCACAGCAGCUGUCCAUUUGCGUAUUCAGUGUUCAUGAGGAAGGACGAAGCACACGAGGUGCUCAAAGUCCACAAACGCGCCAACUAUUUUCUAGAAGAGAUUCGUCCGGGGAACCUGGAGAGAGAAUGCAACGAGGAGAAGUGUUCCUUUGAGGAGGCCAAGGAGAUCUUCCACUCACAGGAGAAAACGAUGGAGUUCUGGUUCAAUUACAAAGGUUUAAAUCCAUGUAAUACAAACCCCUGUAACAACGGCGGAGUCUGCAAAAUAAGACACUACAAUUACUUUUGCAUCUGCCCCCCAAAAUUUGGAGGAGACAACUGUGAAAAAGAGAAGUUUGAGUGUUGGUACAAGAACGGUGGGUGCUGGCAGUACUGCAGGGACAGCAGCAGCGCCUUUCACGUGGUGUGUUCCUGUGCAAAGGAUUACACCCUGCACGAGGACGGGAAGAGAUGCGUGCAAGCAGCACCGUUUCCAUGUGGCCUGAUUAAAGCCAGGCAGGCUCUGGAGGAAGAGCAACUGGGGCCAGAGAGGUUCCCGAGGGGCCUGCAUGAGCACGGGGACAAUGAGGCCAAGAGGAAUGAGAGCACAGAGGGCACAGUCAGGCAGAUGGAGCUGAACCAAAGCGCUGCUGGGGAAAAUGAGACCUUAAGGGAUGACUUUGGGCAGAGCACACACGUGGAGGGUGACACGGGACAAGCGGUGGCAGGGAACAAAACCCUGGUGGACUCUGUGAUGCAGACGCCGCUGGGGGCAGGUGUCCCUGCACACAGUGAGGUGGGGGGAGGCACUGCCAGGCCUGGUGAGCCCAGGAGAGGCCCGACUCCAUGGCAUGAGCCCACCCAGGACCCUCUGUGGCAGGAGGAGACCAUGGAGCCUGCUGCCAGGCAGGAAGAAGUGGUGGAAAAUGCCAUCCAAACAGCAGGGGCCAGGCUUCGUCAGAGCAGUGACCGGGGACGUGUUUCAGAUACACCUUGGUUUGUCCAGCUAAAUGUCAGCUCUACUUUACAGCACAAUGGCUCCAGGAUAACAGGAGGAACUUUGUGUCAUCGUGGACACUGCCCCUGGCAGGUUUUAAUCCGGAAUAGCAAAGACAUUGGUUUCUGUGGAGGGAGUUUAAUCGGCAGACGCUGGGUGGUCACUGCUGCUCACUGCCUUGAUCUCGUCAGGCCACACCAUGUCACCGUAGGAGACUUUGACAAGUAUCAAAGAGAAUUUAAAGAACAGAAGAUUCAUGUGGAACGGAGCUGGACCCAUCCACAUUAUGAUUCAAAUGACUACAACAGCGACAUCGCCUUGUUGUACCUGAGCCGUGCCGUUGUUUUUAAUGAGUAUGCAAUUCCCAUCUGCCUUCCAAGCCCCAGCCUUGCCACCCUGCUAUCCGAAGAAGGAAGAAUAGGGAUGGUAAGUGGCUGGGGUGCUACUCACGACAGAGGUUCAACUCUGCGCUUCCUCAUGAAAGUCCGUCUGCCCAUAGUGAACAUGGAGACCUGCCAGCGGUCAAUGGACAGGCUCGUUACUGACAACAUGUUCUGUGCAGGGCACCACACCGAGGUGGCAGAUGCCUGCAAAGGGGACAGCGGUGGCCCUUUCACUGUGUCUCACCACAACACCUGGUUUCUCUUGGGGAUUGUGAGCUGGGGAGAGGGCUGUGCUGAAAAAGGGAAAUACGGUGUGUAUACCAGAGUGUCCAACUACAUCCCCUGGAUCAAAGAGAUUGUUGAGAGCGUAGCAGAUUCUGAAAACUUUUCCAUUAACUUUUCUUAG
Molecule: messenger RNA, 1847 nt
Organism: Nestor notabilis (Kea)
Lineage: Eukaryota; Metazoa; Chordata; Aves; Psittaciformes; Psittacidae
Product: coagulation factor VII-like
Exons: 8
Coding region: 33-1847 (604 amino acids)
Biological process (GO): proteolysis
Cellular component (GO): extracellular region
Molecular function (GO): calcium ion binding; serine-type endopeptidase activity
Source: RefSeq, a predicted model, not a curated record